Molecule: messenger RNA, 291 nt
Organism: Sphaeroforma arctica JP610
Lineage: Eukaryota; Ichthyosporea; Ichthyophonida
Exons: 3
Coding region: 1-291 (96 amino acids)
Cellular component (GO): mitochondrion; cytosol
Molecular function (GO): deaminase activity
Source: RefSeq, a predicted model, not a curated record
AUGUACGUAUGCGGCACAUGGACUCUUGACGUAAAAGAACAAACACAAGGAAUCAUCGAGAACAUCCAAUCGAUCCUAUCGGAAGCAGGCGCAGAUUUGAGUCAUGUUAUCGAUGUGACUGUAUUCCUCACCGAUAUGACGCACUACAAGGGCAUGAACGAAAUUUACAAUAAGUUCUUCGACCGUGAUACUGGACCCACACGCACGUGUGUGGCCGUGAAAGAACUGCCCCACCCUAAUCUGCUGAUCGAGAUCAAAGCUCAAGCUCUCGCACCCGUUCAAAGCUCUUAA